AUGGAGUCUGAGAACUCGAACACGUUCAAGCGGAGCUCGAUGCACCAAGCGUUAUAUAGUCGUCCAGUGGAACGGCGUGUCAGCAAGAAAUCUUCAUCUAGGGACCGGCAUGGAAUGGUCUAUCCCGACAGCUUCCGAGAAACUACCAUUCGAACUGUCACACCAGAGUCGCACUCUCCCGUCAAUCAUUCUCCUUUAUCCGAACCUGAGCACCUCGCGAGCGGCGGCCCAUCCUCACCUCGAAGCACUGUGCGAUCACGGCCCACCGAGCCCGAGCGUCGUCGGGAAUUCAACAUACACUCAUCUCACUCAGCUGGAGCCGGCGAAGAAGAGACCCCAAUUGAGGCAAAGAGCCAACGGGCGCGAUCGCGGACCACAGCGGCUGAGGAGCAACGCAACGAUAUCCACCCCAGCGCCUUCAAAAGUCGAACGCGAGUCGGAUCAAUCAAUACGGCCAGUCCAUCCCACCCAAAAGCGCUGGAAGAUCCGUCAUCUUCCAUCGGUUUCCCUUCUAUCGAGUCCCCGAAGUACAGCAGUCAAACUGUCCCUCGUCAUCGACUCAGCAGAGUUGUCGGUCCGGUAGUCUAUGGAGCGUCAAAUCACGAUUCAUUUGCCUCGCCCCUUUCGAGUGGGGAGGCCACAAAAAUCCUACAAUUGAUGAAAACCACCUGUGGUAGAAUGCAUGGAAUCCUGUCAUUUCGAACAGCCUCGACCACUUCCUGGACAUCCGGAUACUGCGCUAUUAACGUCGCCACUGGAAGUUUGAUUUAUCAAGCCAAGGGAGAGCCAGCGUUGGCUAAAACAUUGAUUCCCGAUUUGCGUGGUUGCCGUGUCCGGACAUUGUUCGACUCCGAGCUCCAGACAACCUAUUUGAGCGUCUACACAUUUACCUCUGGACUUGGGAUACAACUACGACCACACGUAAACGAGACUUUUGAUUCCUGGCUUGCCGCUCUACUUUGUUGGCAACCCAUUCGACCCAAGGGCGUUCAGAAUAAAAUGACAAAACCUCAAGAGGUUGUGAUUGGAGAUCGGCGUAUCCCCGAACGUCGACGGAAUUCGGAGAGUGCAGCACAAAAGGAUGCAACUAUCAUCAAAGUUGGCAAGAUGCUUCUAUGGGACAAGCCAUCUGCUUCCGGCGCAAUGCCAGCAUCUGGCCGUCGUGUGUCUACAUACAGACAGUCGAGGGCUCUUUCUUCAUCGUGGCAGAAAGUGGGCUGCACACUACAAGAGAAUGGCUUCUUCAAGCUCUACACAGAAUCCGAUGUGGCUCUCCUAGCAUGUGUGCAGCUCUCUCAGUUGUCUCGCUGCGCAAUUCAGCAGCUGAACUCCUCCGUCUUGGAUGAUGAGUUUUGCAUUGCCAUCUAUCCUCAAUAUACGGCGCAUCCAGUACCCGAUGCCAAUGUACGACCUAUAUACCUUGCGCUUGAAAGCCGCGUCCUCUUCGAGGUGUGGUUUGUGCUUCUCCGUGCCUUCACAAUCCCAGAGCUUUAUGGCCCUGCGUCUCAAGGAGAGGAACCCACCCUCACACCAGAGCCCGAGGUUACCGGGCAAAACUUGACCAAGGAUAUGUUCCGGAUCGAGCGGUUUUUGAGCUUGAAAAUUGUGGAGGCGAAGCUGUUUCGCGUUAAAGAGGAGGAGACUCCUCGAAGUCGAAAGGCGUCAAGAUCACAUGGCCAGCCUGCUCCAUCCUCCAGGGUCAGCGACUAUUACACAGAAGUUCUUCUAGAUGGGGAAAUACGUGGCAAGACGGCUGUCAAGUAUCGCACCGUGAAUCCUUUCUGGCGAGAAGAUUUCCUUUUCAACGACUUGCCGCCGGUUCUAUCUCAAGCCUCUAUCCUCGUCAAAACUCUCAACCCGACACAGAGAGAUUGGACACUUGUUGCCCAUGGAACAUAUGCAGCAAACCAAGACGCUGUGAAAGUGCUGGAUGAGAUUGAAAUUUCUGCAAACGACAUCAUCUUCGGACGAGUAGACCUACGACUUGAAGAACUGGACGCUGGCGUGGAUACCGAAAAAUGGUGGCCUAUCCUGGAUGAUCAAGACCAGCCGAUUGGUGAAAUGUUCAUGAGAGCACGGAUGGAGGAAACUGUUGUACUGAUGUCCGACGAGUACUCAGCGAUGUCAGAACUUCUCCAUUCCUUCACUAAUGGGCUCACAAUCAAUAUGGCACAAUUAAUGUCAUCAGAGCUGAACCAUUUAGCCGAGAUGCUUCUGAAUAUCUUCCAGGUUUCAGGCUCAACGGUGGAAUGGAUCUCAGCUCUGGUUGAAGAUGAAAUUGACGGUGUUCACAAAGAAUCCACCACCAACAGGUUGAGAUAUCCAACGAGGAUCCAUUCGAACAACUCAUCGGAAAGUGCUGGUCAAGAGCGCGAGGUCCUUGUCAGAGACAUGGGAAGAACGGCUACUGUGGAGGCUAAUCUACUAUUCCGUGGAAACUCGCUUUUGACUAAAGCUCUCGAUCUUCACAUGCGUCGUCUCGGCAAGCAGUAUCUGGAGGAAACCAUUGCAGAACGGCUACGCGAUAUUGAUGAGAGCGAUCCGGAAUGCGAAGUCGAUCCAGCCCGAGUUCCACGCCAUGAAGAUCUUGAACGUAACUGGCGAAACCUCACAGCGCUCACUACAGGCGUAUGGAAGUCCAUCGCGGGAUCUGCAUCGCGGUGUCCCGCAGAACUACGGCGUAUCUUCCGCCACGUCCGGGCCUGUGCAGAUGAUCGCUAUGGCGACUUCCUCCGGUCUGUGACGUACAGCAGUGUUUCCGGCUUCCUAUUCCUACGUUUCUUCUGCCCGGCUAUUCUGAAUCCGAAGCUUUUCGGACUCUUGAAAGAUCACCCUCGUCCCCGUGCACAGCGCACUUUGACCCUCAUCGCCAAAGCUCUGCAGGGUCUGGCCAAUAUGACAACCUUCGGCAAUAAAGAACCUUGGAUGGAGCCAAUGAAUAAAUUCCUCGUUGGCCAUCGCUCGGAGUUCAAAGAAUUCGUCGAUUCCGUUUGUGCUAUUCCCGCCGAUCGCCCAGUUCCUAUUGUCACACCUUCCUACACCACCCCUAUCCAAAUCCUUGGACGGUUGCCGCCCACAUCCCGUGAGGGAUUCCCUAGUCUUCCUUUCCUCAUUGAUCAUGCCCGUUCCUUUGCAAACUUGAUACGAGUUUGGCUUGAUGUAGCCCCAGAACGACUUGACGAAUUGACUGAGUUGGAUCCCAGCCUUGCCAAGUUCCAGAAAGAAGCCCUCCGUCUGCGUGGACGCACUGAGGAGUGUCUUAUCCGAGCUGAACAAGCCGAGCGACCAAGCGGAAAUCUUGAGAUCAAAUGGGAGGCAUUAGUGGAUUCAAUGGAGCGAGCAGUAACUUUCUACGACGAAAGCUCAAGUAAACCAGGCACACCAGCGGCGGAGACGUCAGGAUCCAGCACAGCACCGGUCUCAAGCAGUCAUCGCAACUCGAUUGGCUACUUUGGUUCGCGCCCUACAAUCCCUCGCCGCUCCACGGACCACGCUCCCGAUGCCGAGGAUGAUACGCCUCCCAGCUCGUCAUCCGCUAACUGGGACCAAAGCCGUGUCCCAUUUUCCAUCCCCCGUUGGUCUGAUGCACGCGACAGCACCGGAAGCUCCAAGAAUUCCUCGACUUACUCGCUUGAGUACGCGGACAACGUCAAGGCACGCAGGGCCAGCGUCACGAAAGAGUCCUCGAGCAAGUACCGCUUCUUCGACUUUGUGCCUCCUUCCCGACGCAAGGCCAAGGACCGUGAUCAAAACCAGUCGCACGAGGACCUACGCAAUGAAUCUUAA
Molecule: messenger RNA, 3786 nt
Organism: Penicillium paradoxum
Lineage: Eukaryota; Fungi; Ascomycota; Eurotiomycetes; Eurotiales; Aspergillaceae
Product: GTPase-activating protein BUD2
Exons: 2
Coding region: 1-3786 (1261 amino acids)
Biological process (GO): regulation of GTPase activity
Source: RefSeq, a predicted model, not a curated record